Molecule: messenger RNA, 954 nt
Organism: Rhinichthys klamathensis goyatoka
Lineage: Eukaryota; Metazoa; Chordata; Actinopteri; Cypriniformes; Leuciscidae
Product: macrophage mannose receptor 1
Exons: 5
Coding region: 1-945 (314 amino acids)
Source: RefSeq, a predicted model, not a curated record
AUGAAUCCAAGAAAGUUUCCAUUUCUUGCAUUUCCGAUCAGGGCAUUUUUACCUCGUAAAGGAUACUGGUCAUUUACUGAGGGCAUCUCAUGUGAAUAUGUUCUAAUCCAGGAACAGAAGACUUGGUAUGGGGCACAAGCUUAUUGCAGAGAGAACCACAUUGACCUGGCCACUGUUCAAAAUGAUGAUGACUGGGCAAAUCUACGAGACACCGUUUAUAAUAUGGCUAAGAUGGCUUGGGUUGGACUGUACAAUGACAUUGAUAGCUGGCGUUGGUGUUAUAAGGAUGAGAAAAUUACAUUCCAGAUAUGGUCCACUGGAGAACCAAACAACUACGCUGGACAUGAAGCAUGUGGUUUGAUGCAGUAUAGGACAUGGAAUGAUUGGAAUUGUAAUGAACUAUUUCCAUUUUUUUGCUUCAAUGAGAACAGCACAAAAAGGUUUGUUUUCGUUAGCGAUGCCAAGACCUGGAAGGAGGCUCAGAUCUACUGCAGACGGUAUUACACAGACCUGGUCAUCAUUCGGAAUCAAAGUGUGAAUAACAAGCUGACUGUGAUGAUGCAACCAUAUACAAGUGGUUGGAUUGGUCUUUUCAGAGACACGUGGAAAUGGUCAGAUGCAACAAAUGUCUCCACUUCCUCCGUUACCUGGCUGACUAAACAACCAGACAUGAUUACUCUGCAAAGCCCUUGUGGUGUUUCAGAUGCUGGUGGUAUGAUCAGUUAUCAGGUCUGCUCAGAUGUCCUUCCUUUCCUCUGCACGCACCGUACAAAGAAACAGAUUGUGAGAGUGAAGAUAAAAAGUGGUCAUAAUCUAAAUGACCCUACAGUGUUGAAGGUUAUCUUACAGUGGACAAAGUUGAAGCUGAAGGAAUGGGGGAUUGAAAAGGAAACAAGAGUGGCAUGGAGAGUUCAGCCAAAUGGAAAUGUGUUUUCACGUGCUUGAAAACAAAAU